AUGGCUCGUUCCCUCGCUAACGUUAAGAUCGUAUCUGCUUUCGUCUCUCAAGAACUCUCCAAUGCAAUCUUCCGACGUGGUUAUGCGGCCACGGCGGCGCAAUCGAGCGUUUCGAGCGGUGGGAAAAGUGGAUCCGUUGUUUCGGCGGCGAUGAAGAAGAAGGUAGUGGAAGAAUCGACCCAGAAGACUUCGUGGGUUCCUGAUCCCAAAACCGGUUAUUACAGACCCGAAACCGUUUCCAACGAGAUUGACCCAGCUCAGCUACGAGCAGCUCUCUUGAACAACAAGCAGUGA
Microthlaspi erraticum is the source of this 294-nucleotide messenger RNA. NCBI's taxonomy places the organism in Eukaryota, Viridiplantae, Streptophyta, Magnoliopsida, Brassicales, Brassicaceae. The record is from the annotation of a GenBank genome assembly.